AACUUGGAGCUGCCAUUCCGGCUGUCCCAUUGCUGAGACCUCCCUCCGAUCAUGGCCAAGUGGUGGCGCUCCGCCGGAAUAAACCCUAGGCUGGCGGCGCUUUCAAGAGCUACAUCAGAGCCGUUUUCGUCUCCAUCAUUUCGAGCUGCUCUGUACCAUACGAUCCAAGCAAUCCCCAGAGAGUGCAGCGGCAGCAGAAUUUCGAACAGGGAUAGAGCUCAGGGAAGAAUCCCCGCCGUCGUUUUCAGCCAACAACUCCUUGAGAAAAACUCCGUUCACGGAUCAUCGUCGCGGAAGCAUCUGCUUACUACGGAGCGGAAGCAAAUCCACUCCAUUCUCAAAUCUGUUGAGCUGCCUUUCUUCUGCUCGACUAGGUUACAGCUCCAGAUCCGCGCUGGUUCCGGAUCUUCUGUCCUACUUGAAUCCGGAUCCAUUCUUCCAAUCAAAAUUCACAGGGACGAAGAGACCGGAAAGAUCUUGAAUAUGGUGUUUGUGUGGGCUGAUGAAGGCUCGGAGUUGAAGGUUGAUGUGCCAAUUGUUUUUAAGGGAGAAGAGGCUUGCCCUGGUCUUCUGAAAGUUUUGUGGAAGACAGGAGGUCAACUGAACAGGAUAAGAACUAGCCUCAGAUAUCUUUGCCCAGCCGAGCAUAUUCCUUCCAAAAUUGAAGUGGAUGUAAGUAAACUGGAUAUCGGGGAGAGAAUUUUCAUUCGCGACGUAGACGUCCAUCCUUCUCUGAAGCUUCUUAGCAAGAACGAAGUCAUGCCUAUUUGUAAGAUAGUUGCAACUAAUACAGAAAGUGCAGAACCUUCAUAACUAUGGAUUCGUUGAAGCACAUUCGCAUUCGGGACUUAUGGUCAAAGCAGCCGAAGAAUAACAACUGAUCAGCAACAAGUUAAUGUGCAAUUUGGAAGAUGGUAUGUGUUUGAUGAUCCAAAUUUGUCAURUUCAUUGUAUAAAUUCGGAAUGUUUUCUCUGUUUCAAUUCGUCUCUUUACCGACUUUUAAUGUGGUAGCUGAGAAUUUUGAUGAAAAGCUCAGGUCCAUUUUAGCUGCUGAGGAUAAAUUCCUUGCUGGAUAAAAAAUGUAUCAGCUAAGAUGAAUGGUUGUUAAAGACAUUAUUGGCUCAAUCAUUGUUGUAGGAAGGAAGAGGAAUAUGGAUAUUGAAAUUCCGUUUUGCAGCGUUUUUUAUUA
This is a messenger RNA of Momordica charantia (bitter melon), 1190 nucleotides long. RefSeq names its product Ribosomal protein L25/Gln-tRNA synthetase, anti-codon-binding domain-containing protein. Gene Ontology annotation, molecular function: 5S rRNA binding; structural constituent of ribosome. Gene Ontology annotation, biological process: translation. Gene Ontology annotation, cellular component: ribosome; cytosolic large ribosomal subunit. Lineage: Eukaryota; Viridiplantae; Streptophyta; Magnoliopsida; Cucurbitales; Cucurbitaceae. The record is from RefSeq and is a predicted model, not a curated record.